Rotaria sp. Silwood2 is the source of this 708-nucleotide messenger RNA. The record is from the annotation of a GenBank genome assembly. NCBI's taxonomy places the organism in Eukaryota, Metazoa, Rotifera, Eurotatoria, Philodinida, Philodinidae.
AUGCUGCACGAAGAUAAGCUUUCUUUAACAUGGAAUGAGAGAUUAUCGAUUGCCUUGCAAGCAGCUAAAGGAAUCAACUACUUGCAUCAAUUACAAGAGCCCAUUAUACAUCGAGACAUAAAAUCGUUGAACUUCUUAUUAGAGAGAGCUUAUGAAGGAUAUGCUGUGAAAGUGUGUGACUUUGGUGUAGCUCGAACGCGGGAUGAGACAAUAUGUGAAACCUACGGCAAGCCUAAUCUAGUAAUUACAUUACCAUGGAGUGCACCUGAAAUACUUCGUUUGGAAAGACAUACAGAAAAGAGUGAUAUCUAUAGCUUGGGAAUAACUUACUGGGAAUUAGCUGCACGCAACAGACCUUAUGAGAACCAUGCAAACGAUAAUAUUCGUGCAUCUGUUCUUGCUGGUAACCGUUUGCCGAUGCCAGAAAAUACGCCGGCGAACUUUCGUGUAGUUAUUAAUAAAUGUUGGGCGCAAGAACCACAAGAUCGACCAAGCAGUUCUGAGAUAAUCCAAAUGGUUGAAAAAUGUAUGCAAAUUCAAGGUAAUGUAUUCUCAAUGUUUUGGUGGGAUGUAGGAGGAACUUACCAUGAACCACAGUCACCAGAACUCAAUUCUGUUCGGGUUAUUCCCAGACUAAAAGCGGAACCCUUAAAAUCAUCAUCUCAAGUGAAGUUGAAAACAACAACGAAAUCAGGUAUUCCACAUUGA